Molecule: messenger RNA, 1197 nt
Organism: Parnassius apollo (apollo)
Lineage: Eukaryota; Metazoa; Arthropoda; Insecta; Lepidoptera; Papilionidae
Source: the annotation of a GenBank genome assembly
AUGCCGCAAAAAAAGAAAAGUAGUCUUUCUAAAUACAAUAGAAGGGCUAAAAGGAUGAGACAAGUUCGAUCGCAAGAGACAAAUGAGGACCGUGAGCACCGUUUAGCUUACAAUAGAGAACAAACUGCGGAAUCUCGGGCAUCAGAGUCCAGUUUUAAUAAUGAAACGCGCUUAGCUACAGAUCGCGAACGUCACGCGUUGUCUCGCGCUUCGGAAACAUUAACAAAUUACUCUCAGCGUUUAAAAGUAGACCGUGAACGUCAUAUCGAGUCUCGAGCUUUAGAGACGUUUACGGAGCAUUCAGAAAGGUUGACUGCAGACCGUGAACGUCAUGCUGAAAGUCGCGCUUCAGAAACGUUUACGCAAUAUUCAGACCGCUUGACAGCAGACCGUGAGCGUCAUGCUGAGUUUCGCGCUUCGGAAACAUUUACGGAGUGUUCAGAACGGUUGACUGCAGACCGUGAACGUCAUGCUGAGUCUCGCGCUUCAGAAACGUUUACUCAAUAUUCGGAACGCUUGACUGCAGACCGUGAGCGUCAUGCUGAGUCCUUCGCUUCAGAAACGUUUACUCAAUAUUCGGAACGCUUGACUGCAGAUCGUGAGCGUCAUGUCGAGUCUCGCGCUUCGGAAACAUUUACGGAGUGUUCAGAACGGUUGACUGCAGACCGUGAAAGUCAUGCUGAGUCUCGCGCUUCAGAAACGCUAACUCAAUAUUCGGAACGCUUGACUGCAGACCGGGAACGUCAUGCAAGAUCACGUGCUUCGGAAUCAUUUACUCAAUAUGAAGCGAGGUUAGCAGCAGAUAGGGAGAGCCGUUCGGUAAGUAGGACACAUGAAACCCAGCAGGAGCAUGACUUACGCUUAGAAUUGGCAAGGGGAUAUUAUGAAAAUUCGCUUCAACACCGUAACGAACUUUUGUCUUUACAAAGGGAAAGAGUGCAAGCAAUUAGGAGUAACGAGACAGAGAGUGAACGUGCAAUUCGGUUACAAGCUGAUCGUAUUCGUACUUUUAUAAAUCGUUCACCCACCUUUACUCCGCCAUCUAUGGACAGAGAGAACUACACUGAUCUCCCUUGGGUUGAUAAAGAAAAUAGUGGUUUUACCUACACUUUUAAUAUUGACUAUAGUGAAUUUGUCGAGAUCGGAAGAAUGAUUCGCACUUGUAGUCAUUGUCAAUCACUUAAGUGGUCUAAAUAA